UAAGAGUUACAAAGUGAGCGAACAAAAACCCGAUCUUCAAAUCAACUUUCAAAAAUCUCCAAAAUGACCUCUACCGUCGUCAACUACCAACACCACCUCUUAUCGGACUCCGACACCGAUUCCGACAACGGCCACACCGAAUCAUUUCCCGACCUCUCUAACUCCAUUUUCAAACCCUACCUCGAAUCAGCGAAUAACCAAUUAUCAUUCGCCACGUCUUCAUCGCCAGACCUCUCAAAGAUCCAAUCCUUCCUCAACUCGUCCUCCUCCGGCGCUCUAUCAUGCCUUAUCUGCCUCGAACGCAUCAGACCCUCCGAUCCUACGUGGCACUGCUCCUCCCUCUGUUUCUCCCUCUUCCACCUCAUCUGCAUUCAAUCAUGGGCCCGUCAAUCCUCCGAUCUAUCCGCUGCACUCGCUGCUUCCCGCCUCCCUAUCACCGCCGAGAAAGCCGCUGAAUCCUCCACGUGGAACUGCCCAAAAUGCAGGUCUCAGUACUCAAAAUCAGAAAUUCCGAAACACUAUUUCUGCUUCUGUGGAAAAUUAAAGGAUCCUUACAGUGAAGAUCCGUGGAUUUUGCCACAUUCUUGUGGCGAAGUCUGUAACAGACCGUUGCAACACAAUUGUGGGCACUUUUGUUUACUGUUGUGUCACCCUGGUCCCUGCCCAUCUUGCCCGAAGUUAGUUAAAUCAUCUUGUUUUUGCGGCAAGGUUCACGAGGCUCGUCGCUGUGGAUUCAAAAACUUCUCGUGUAACAAAUCAUGUUCAAAACCGCUAGACUGUGGAUCCCACAAGUGCUUACAAAUAUGCCACGACGGCGCUUGUCCGCCGUGCAAGGCACGUGCAGUGUACAGAUGCCAAUGUGGUAGGGUUCAACAAGAGAGGGAGUGUUGUGAGAGGGAUUUUAGAUGUGAGAAAGAGUGUAAGAGAUUGCUAAGCUGUGGAAAGCAUGUUUGCGAGAAAGGUUGUCAUACGGGGGAGUGUGGGGAUUGUCCUCUGCAAGGGAAGAGGACAUGUCCUUGUGGAAAAAGAGAGUACGAGGGAAUGCCUUGUGAUGUUGUCGUGCCGAUGUGUGGGGCCACUUGUGAUAAGACAUUGAGCUGUGGCUUACAUCGCUGUCCUGAAAGGUGCCACCGCGGCCCCUGUAUUGAGACAUGUAGAAUUGUCAUUGCUAAGUUGUGCCGGUGUAGGAGCUUGAAGAAAGAGGUUCCUUGCUAUCAGGAUUUGGCAUGUGAAAGGAAGUGUCAAAGAAUGAGAGAUUGUGGACGUCAUGCUUGUAAGCGUCGUUGCUGUGAUGGGGACUGUCCACCUUGCUCAGAGUUUUGCGGCAAGAGGCUUCGAUGUAGGAACCACAAAUGUCCAUCCCCUUGUCAUCGUGGUCCCUGUGCUCCUUGUCCUCUGAUGGUGACUAUUUCAUGUGCUUGUGGGGAGACACGCUUUGAGGUUCCCUGUGGUACUGAAAUGGAUCAAAAGCCUCCUAAAUGUCGGAAAUCAUGCCAUAUAACUCCUUUAUGUAGGCAUGCAUCAAAUUGCAAGCCUCACAAAUGCCAUUAUGGAGCUUGUCCCGCCUGCCGGCUAAUUUGUGAAGAGGAAUACCCAUGUGGCCAUAAGUGUAAAUUAAGGUGCCAUGGCCCUAGACCUCCUCCUAAUCCAGAAUUCACGUUAAAACCAAAGAAAAAGAAAUCAAAUAAUCCCAGUGAACCUACUCCUGGUUCUCCGUGCCCUCCUUGCCCAGAGCUUGUUUGGAGGUCAUGUGUUGGUGAGCACAUGGGAGCAGAGAGGAUGAUGGUUUGCUCAAAUAGAGCACAGUUUUCCUGCGAAAAUUUGUGUGGGAAUCUUCUUCCUUGUGGCAAUCACUUUUGUACAAAAACUUGCCAUGCUCUGAAGAAUCAAUCUUCGUCAUCAUUUGAAGGGAGAAGCAGCAAAUUUUGUGAAGAUUGCAAUCUUCCUUGCCAGAAGGAGAGGAUGCCUGCUUGUCCACAUCCCUGUCCCCUGCGAUGUCAUCCAGGAGAAUGCCCCAAUUGCAAGGUCCUUAUAAAACGGUCUUGUCAUUGUGGUUCAAUGGUGCAUGUUUUUGAAUGCAUUUAUUACAAUACAUUGUCAGACAAGGAGCAAAUCACUGUUCGCUCAUGUGGUGGUCCCUGCCACAGAAAGUUACCCAACUGUACACAUCUAUGCCCAGAGAUUUGUCAUCCUGGUCAGUGUCCUUCGCCUGAAAAGUGCUGCAAAAAGAUUAAUGUUCGUUGUGCAUGUCAAACCUUAAAGAAGGAGUGGCAAUGUCAGGAUGUUCAAGCAGCCUAUCGCAAUACUGGUUGUGAUCCAAAAGAUAUAUCUAAAAAUCAGUUUGGAGUUGGACUUCUACCUUGCAAUUCUGACUGCAAGAGGAAAGUAAAAGUUGUUGAUUCCAUGUUACAGUCACGCAAGCCUAAAGUCUUGGAGGAAAAAGAACCAUCUACCGAGAAACACGUAGGAAAGCGCAGGAAAAAACGUGAUCGCGUUCAAGAAACAAAGCAAGCCUCAAGACUUCAGAAAAUUUUCACGACGGUGAAACGGGUGCUUCUGUUUCUCAUCAUUCUGGUAGCUGUAAUCGCUUCUUCAUAUUACGGUUACAAGGGUCUCUUGAAACUCUCGGAUUGGAUGAAUGAAGUCGAAGCACAAAGACAAAAAAGACACCCCCGAUUUUAAUAAUUUAGAUCAAAAAAAAAAAAAAAAAAAAAAGAGGUUAGAGCAUUAUACAUUUAUACUCCAAACUAGUAUACAUUUAUACUCCAAACAUAGUUUUUCAUAUAGGCAAGAAAAUUUUGUAGCUUUGUUCUCUAUUGUCUCCGAAAGUUUGUAGGCUUUCUGCGACUAUUCUUCAUUGAAUAUAGUUUUGCUAACGUUUCUUUUGAAUGCUUUUGAGGAGUGCUUUUAGAGAAAGCAAUUUUCUAUUUUAGUAA
Molecule: messenger RNA, 2936 nt
Organism: Pistacia vera
Lineage: Eukaryota; Viridiplantae; Streptophyta; Magnoliopsida; Sapindales; Anacardiaceae
Product: NF-X1-type zinc finger protein NFXL2
Exons: 13
Coding region: 64-2682 (872 amino acids)
Biological process (GO): regulation of DNA-templated transcription
Cellular component (GO): nucleus
Molecular function (GO): DNA-binding transcription factor activity, RNA polymerase II-specific; zinc ion binding; RNA polymerase II transcription regulatory region sequence-specific DNA binding
Source: RefSeq, a predicted model, not a curated record